AGAUUAGAUAAUCAUAACAUAUCCAUAUCGAUAUGAACAGUAACAGUACGGAUGGCAACAAGUCGGAUUUUUUCAGUGACGCUGAAAAACCUGCAUUUUAUGAAUUUGUACAUGGGCUUUAUAUUUACGUUAUACCUAUGAUCGUGGUAAUUGGAAUGAUCUGUAAUAUUUUAUCUUUCAAAGUGUUUGUGUUUACCAGCUUUAGUCGCCAUCCAUCAAGCAUUUUUCUGGCAUUACUGAGCGUUUCAGAUACUUUUUUUCUCCUUGCAUUAAUAUUUACAUGGAUGGGAACAUUAAAGAAAGCAAGAAUUGACACUGGUGGAUUAUGUUUAGUAACAAUAUACAUAACGUAUGUCACGAGUUUCCUCUCUGUUUGGUGUGUUGUUCUGAUCAUGCUUGACCGAUUUAUUAUAAUUUGUUUUCCGUUACGACGACCACGAGUCUGCUCAAACAAAAUGGCGAAAGGUACUGGCAUCGCAGCUACUGUAUUUGCUAUCUUAAUUUAUAGUCAUUGUUUCCUGACCAUCGAAGUUGUGCCCGGACAUGGUUGCAGAGUUAAACAGCAAUAUUUCGGGUUUUUAGCCAUGGUUACAUAUAUAGAUACUGCUAUUACUUUUGUCAUUCCCUUCAUAGCCAUUUUUGUUUUAAAUAUAUACGUAAUUUUGAUAAUAAGGAAAUUUAAUUUCAAGCACGCAAAACCAAGGGUCAUCAAAUACUAUUCACCGACGUACAAUGUUUUAUCUGUUGCACAAAUGAGAUUGACAAUAAUGUUGACUAUUGUAUCAAUUGUAUUUUUGGUUCUCAACUUACCGAGCCAUGCUAUUAGAUUUUACAUAAUCGUUAAUGAUUUAAUUGCAAACAACGAUAUGGUAUUAUUUCUCGCUCAACAAUUCUGUCAGAUUUUGUAUUAUGUAAACUUUGCCAUUAACUUUACAAUUUACUUUGUGUCCAGUAAUACAUUCCGAAGAUGCAUUAAAGAAAGAGUAAGGUGUAUGAGAUACCAAUAAUUGCAACAACAAAAACGAACAGACUAUAAUUUACAAGUAGUAACAAUCCUAUAUUUUAUACUGAUAAGAUAGAAGCAGUUCAGUGAAUAUUAUCAAUUCUGUA
Molecule: messenger RNA, 1110 nt
Organism: Mytilus californianus (California mussel)
Lineage: Eukaryota; Metazoa; Mollusca; Bivalvia; Mytilida; Mytilidae
Product: prolactin-releasing peptide receptor-like
Exons: 1
Coding region: 33-1007 (324 amino acids)
Biological process (GO): G protein-coupled receptor signaling pathway
Cellular component (GO): plasma membrane
Molecular function (GO): G protein-coupled receptor activity
Source: RefSeq, a predicted model, not a curated record